UUUUAUCUCUCUUACUUACUAAUUCUCUCUCUCAUUACAGUACAAUAACUCAAGUAUAAAACCCUCUUUAUCCUUUCUCCCAUUAAACUCAUCAUGAACUCCCAAAAAACAAUUAAGAUAACAUUUGAUAAAUAGGUAUCUCACUAUUUAUUUUAUUUUAGUUAUCCCUUUUUCUCAACCAUCUCUCGUUUGCCUUAAUUCAUUUUAUGGCAAUUGCCACAACCAUGAACCUUACUAAUGCAGUCAGUAUUAAUAACAACAACAAUUGUUUAAACAACGAUGAAAAACAACAACAAAAUCAUCAACAACAACAACAACAAGACGACGAUGAUGAACACGACCACGAUACAGUCAUGCCCGGGUUUAGAUUCCACCCGACUGAAGAAGAACUUGUUGAGUUCUACCUUCGCCGUAAGGUUGAGGGCAAGAAAUUUAAUGUUGAGCUUAUCACUUUUCUUGAUCUUUAUCGCUAUGACCCUUGGGAACUUCCUGCUUUGGCAGCUAUUGGGGAAAAAGAAUGGUUCUUCUAUGUGCCAAGAGAUAGGAAGUACAGAAAUGGGGACCGACCCAAUAGAGUGACCACUUCCGGGUACUGGAAGGCAACUGGUGCGGAUCGGAUGAUCCGAGGAGAUCAAAACAAUCGGCCCAUUGGGCUUAAGAAAACACUGGUAUUUUACUCCGGUAAAGCACCUAAGGGCAUCCGUACUAGCUGGAUUAUGAAUGAAUACCGUCUUCCUCACCAUGAAACCGAACGUUAUCAAAAGGCGGAGAUAUCGUUGUGUAGGGUGUAUAAAAGAGCGGGAGUAGAAGAUCAUCCAUUGGUACCAAGAGGGAAUAUCCCGUCGAGAUUGUCGUCAUCGUCAAAAGCGACAUCUUCUGCGUCAUCGGAGAGAAAGAACUACCAUAAUGCAUUUAGAGCACAAACUACGAGUUUACAACAACAAAUGGAACAUUAUAACCAACAGCAUCAAUCGGGUGUGGCUGGCUUUCAGUUGGAGAAAGUGAAUGAGAUGGAUGCUAGUAGUAGCACUGAAGUAGGGACUGCACUUGGACUUUCCCAUCCUACUUCUUAUAGUGAAGUAAGUCCGUUAAUACAGCCACAACCACACCAACAAUCGCAACCUCUGCGCCCUCCUUUUCUAGAAGUUAAUAGGAUGAUGCAUUUAUUAAAUGAUCAUCCUAACUUGAAACAACAAGUUGUUGGUAGUGGCAGUAAUGGCGGUGGUGGCAAUAGGGAUGGUGGUAUCAGAGGAGGACAUUGCGUAAUUACAUCAAUGCCCUCUUCUGCUACUCAAUUUCAACAUCAACAUUAUCAGCAACCACAAGUUAAUACAGAAGAUAUUCAAAGAUUAGUUGAAUAUCAACAAGCUUGCAUAAAUCACCAUUUUCAACAACAGCAGCAGCAACAACAACAACAACAUCACCAUCAACAACAAUUUCAAUUUGAAUCACUCACUAAUAGUAGCAAUCCCAACAACACUGGUAAUAGUACAAAUAAUAUGCCAUUUUUAUUUUCCAACUAUCUAUUUUCACCGGCUCAAACAACACUAGUUAACAACCCUCCAACAACACCAACACCAACUGCAACUGCGGUCGAUGGCGAAAGCUCGACUAGUCUGCAAUUGCCUCCGGUUACCGGAGCUGGUAUUGGAGGUGGCCAUCCUUUUCAUGAGCGUUCAAUAUGGGAUUGGAAUUUAUACUCGGAGCCAAAUACUAGAGAUCACUUUAGUAACCUUUUCAAGUAACUUUUCAUUCAACUCCUUCUUUUUCAUAGUACGAUCAUAUAUUAUAUUACAUGAAGAGAUACAUAGAUAUAAGAUUGUAAGUGGAAUGGUACGGUAGCUACUAUAUAAUUAGCUAUAUUAUUUAAAUUAAUUAUGAGAUUUUAUGACUA
Amaranthus tricolor (Joseph's coat) is the source of this 1894-nucleotide messenger RNA. RefSeq names its product NAC domain-containing protein 35-like. Gene Ontology annotation, biological process: regulation of DNA-templated transcription. The record is from RefSeq and is a predicted model, not a curated record. Lineage: Eukaryota; Viridiplantae; Streptophyta; Magnoliopsida; Caryophyllales; Amaranthaceae. Gene Ontology annotation, molecular function: DNA binding. The coding region runs from base 207 to 1745 and encodes 512 amino acids. The transcript is spliced from 3 exons.